This is a messenger RNA of Emiliania huxleyi CCMP1516, 906 nucleotides long. RefSeq lists its product as hypothetical. Bases 1 to 906 code for a protein of 301 amino acids. Gene Ontology annotation, molecular function: phospholipid scramblase activity. The transcript is spliced from 2 exons. Lineage: Eukaryota; Haptophyta; Isochrysidales; Noelaerhabdaceae. Gene Ontology annotation, cellular component: plasma membrane. Gene Ontology annotation, biological process: plasma membrane phospholipid scrambling. The record is from RefSeq and is a predicted model, not a curated record.
AUGGAGACCUCCUAUGCGAGUCCGAGGCGCAGCCUGCUCAGCGAGGGGCACUCCGUGGUCGUCGCGGCAGAGCCGUACAGUGUGCCUGGCACCGGAGUGGUCACGGCCCAGCCAGUCACCGCAGGUACGACGGCAUCAGCGAAUCGGGGCUGCGAGUGGCUGUCCGGCUACCAGGGCCUUUUCCUCCGGCAACACAUUGAGCUGCUCGAGGUGAUUGGCGGCUGUGAGACAAAGAACCGCUACCAGAUCACACCAAUCUCAACGCCGCUGCCCGCAAGCUUAAACAGCGGGUGGGCGCAGGAAUUUCGCGAGGCAGCGGCGUACAGCCCAUUGCUCACCGCAAAGGAGGAGAGCGACUGCUGCGAGCGCGUUUGCUGCCCCAUGUUUCGAGGCUUCACUAUGGACUUCAAGGACGUUCAGGGCAUAUCCUACUUCCGCGUCGAGCGGCCCUUUGUUUGCGACCCCUGCUAUUGCCAGCCCUGCUGCUCUCUCUACACUCAGAAUCUCCGUAUCGUCGACGCAAAUGGCCACCUGCUUGGCAGUGCCACCGAGGUGGACCAUGCAUGUGGCUCCGAGUGCUGCGCGCGCAGCUUCGUAGCCUCUGACGCGAACGGCAAGCCCAUCUACAAGCUGCGCGCAAGUGAUUGCGGCACACAUGACCACCACAACUGCUGUGCACCCUCCUGCCUCAACGAGGAGUAUGCGGUGGAUGUCUUCGAAGCCGGCACCGGCGAGUGGGUCGGUCAGUCCUCUUGGGUGUGGCCCGGGUGUAACUGCGGUGGCCUGACUGACCGGUCGAACAUGGCGACGCGGUUUCCGGCAGGCUCCAGCGACGAGAGCCGCGCCACGCUACUUGCCGGACUGAUGCUCGUCGAGUAUGCGGCUCGAGAGCGACGUCGAAAGUAG